Cydia pomonella (codling moth) is the source of this 1835-nucleotide messenger RNA. RefSeq lists its product as uncharacterized. The transcript has 2 exons. NCBI's taxonomy places the organism in Eukaryota, Metazoa, Arthropoda, Insecta, Lepidoptera, Tortricidae. The coding region runs from base 493 to 1146 and encodes 217 amino acids. Gene Ontology annotation, molecular function: protein dimerization activity. The record is from RefSeq and is a predicted model, not a curated record.
UAUUAGAGGUGUGCGCCGACCGGCGUGGCGUACGCCGCCGGUCAUUUUUGCCACGCCGCCGGCCGCCGAUCAUUCCACCGGCGUGAAAUCGGCGUGAAGUUAGAACUUGAAUUUUGGUCCGUUCUGUGUAUGUAAUAUGUAUGUACAUUCCAACAAGGCAUAUAAAUUAAUUCACGCUCGCGCGCGAGUACAUGCAGCGUUAAUUUACUGUGUUAAGCGUAGUAAAAGUACACAACACACACGCCAAACGAAAGACGAGAAAAUUGCGAAGCGGACAGAGCCCAGUGGUCCGUACCGUAGUAGUAAAACGCAAUAAAUAAGGCGCGCGGAAUAAGCAAUAAUAAACUCUUCUGCGUGCUCUCCUGCGCGGUGCGGGGUGCGGGGCGCUCGACGGGUGGGGCAAGGCAUGAAGGCCAUACGCAGCGCGGCGCGGGGAGUCAGUCAACCAUUUUGAGUAGACGCGGAUCGCACGUUUAAUGUUACGCAACCACAAUGUCGGACUAUUUUGAUAAAAAAGCAGUCGAAAGACAUGCAAUUAAGCAUUUUUCAGUGAAAACAUUGCAUUCGUCGUCAAAAAGCAGUUUUUGUUGGAAGUAUUUUGGUACAUUGCUACUUGAAAAGGAUGGCAAGAAGCGAUCGGUGCUCAUAGACAACGUAUUUUGUUCAAAAUGUAUUGAUACAUGUAAAUCUAACAAAGAUGAUGAUCUUAUGGGAUGUUCUAAUGAUGCCGCAAUUGCUGGACCAAGUUCGUCAUCAAAGAUGCUAUUGGCCAUAUCCCGGAAGCAUACCGCUGCCGCUGCCGGUAGUAUUACUAACGAUGACACUAUCGUAAAUGACUGUUGGAAAUACCUCGGGGGUUGUGAUCCAAACGAUUUGUCGGAUGGUGACCUUCUUCGUUAUUGGCGGGAAAAGCAAAAUAGCUAUCCUUGGCUUUAUGCUCUUGUGAGAGCCUUAAUGUCCAUUCCCGCCACGAGUACUCCUAGCGAGCGAGUUUUUUCCGUUGCUGGACUCGUACUGUCUGCUAAGAGAUGCAGACUAAGUCCUAGCAACGUGGACAAAAUAAUUUUUGUCCAUGACAAUUAUGACUCAUGUAGGCACUGGUCCCACCGCGAGCGAGUAAGCUAUGAACUAUCGGCUAUUUUCUAGCUCAAGAAACGAACAAAAGAUAAUCGCUUUCGUGUAAAUAAAAGAGAGAGAUAUAUAUUUAUAGUUCAUAGCUGGCUUGUUCACACCGCCGGCGAAGACACUCUCCCACCGCCCGGCGAGUAAGCGAUAAUUCCAUACAAUGUUUACUAGCCGCCCGCUGAUUGUCAACUGUUUCUAGUACAUAAUUUUACUAGUUGAUAGCCAAGCUCGCUGAUAGUUGGCGGUGGGACCACUGUUUUCUAGUUGACCGCCGCGAUAAAAGCUAUCGACUAUAAAACUAGCUCAGCGGUACUCGCCGGUGCCUGCUUGGCGAUCAGACCGAUCAUUUUACCAAACACUCGCUUAUAGCUCAGCGUCUAAACUAGUAAAACUAUACUCGCUUCUCGCCGCUCGCCCACUAGUUUGUAGUUUAUAGUUUCACUCGCUUAUAGUUUGUAGCCGGCGGUGGGACCAGUGCCGUAAGCAAAGCUUUAAAAUGUGAACUGUUCAUAUGUUAAUGCUUUGCUUAAAUGCUUACAUGAACAUGACGGUUUGUUACUAUGACCAGUUGAUUAAAAAAUAUAUGUAUGUGCCAUGCUGACGUUGUUUAAAUUAAUAGGUUUAAAUUGUUUUUUCGUGAAAGAAAAUGUUUUAUUUGUUUUUUAUUUGUGUCUUUCUUAGAGUAUUAAAUAAACGGUUAUUUUUUCAAA